AUGUCAGUACUCGCUGCACGGGAACGUGUAUUCUCGCUCUUGAACGACGUAGUUGUUACUCAGGACGCUUUAAGUUCUCAAACACAAACCUGUUCCGGUAAGGAUGUGUAUUUAAAACCCGCCACUUCAAAAAACCUCAUGUUCUUACGCGUCGUAGGCGUAUCAGGUAGAUCAUUCAUCCUUCUUUGCAGCCCAUAUAGCUUUGACACUGCCCAAGGGUCUGGUAUUAACAAUGCCGGUCGAACUAGGGACGAUGGCAAGACACAGUCCAGCUUCACAUCUCCCUUGUAUUGCACGUAUUUAAGCCUUUCAUUGCCAAACUCUAGCACAACUUUUACAUUGCCAUUGUCGGGUGUAGUUGCUUCCAGCCUCCUGACUAAAGCUAUUCUGCUUUUGGCAGUAGCAGCAUGA
Molecule: messenger RNA, 411 nt
Organism: Chondrus crispus (carragheen)
Lineage: Eukaryota; Rhodophyta; Florideophyceae; Gigartinales; Gigartinaceae
Exons: 1
Coding region: 1-411 (136 amino acids)
Source: RefSeq, a predicted model, not a curated record